This is a messenger RNA of Aspergillus heteromorphus CBS 117.55, 1021 nucleotides long. Its product is annotated as RraA family protein. Lineage: Eukaryota; Fungi; Ascomycota; Eurotiomycetes; Eurotiales; Aspergillaceae. The transcript has a single exon. Bases 259 to 825 code for a protein of 188 amino acids. The record is from RefSeq and is a predicted model, not a curated record.
CCCGCCCGAGUCUCAACCUCACACCAACAACAACUCUUUCAACCUCCGUUCCUUACUCUUGCAUCUGCUCCUAUCAUCCAAACCAAUCACAAUGAGCAUCAAGCCAGACGUUGUGCGUGCAUUGCAGCGCUUCUCAUCCUGCGAUGUAAGUAGAUAUUACCAGGCCCAGUACUAUGGUCGGAGCUCAAGGUCCUUCAGAUUGGCGAUGCGCUCGUCAAACUCAAAGUCCCCCAUGGCGGUUACCUGUCCGGCCUCACAAUGUAUUCCCCAGCCUUCAUGUCUCCCACGGCCAAGGCCUUCGGCCCUGCGUACAUUGUGAAGAUGGUGCAUGCCGCAGACAAAGUCUCGCCAAGUCAGAGUACUCACUUCGCCGACGCCAUCCCUAAAGACAGCGUCGUGUUCGUAUCCCAGCCCAAGGGCCUGAUAAGUGCCUGCUGGGGAGGACUUAUGAGCACCCGCGCUAAAAAGCGUGGUGCCGCUGGUGUCGUCAUCGAUGGCAAGUUUCGUGAUAUCAACGAGCACCGCGAAUUGGGAAUGAAUCUAUUUGCCCGUGGCAACAGCAUUCUGGGAACCAAUACCUUCACACGAGCGUCCGAGCUGAAUGUUCCGGUAUCGUACAAGAAUGUGGAAAAUGGCGGCGAAGUCAUCGUCAAUCCUGGUGAUUAUAUCAUUGGAGACGCGGAUGGGGUUGUAGUAGUUCCUCCAGACAGUGCAGAGGAAUGCGUGCGCCUCUGUCAGGAGCGCUUUGAGAUUGACGAAGAGACGCGGCGUUGUCUAGAGCGAGGAGAUGAGAUAGGAAGUACUAUCAAGCGACUGAGGAAGUAAACAGGUCCUGAGCAUGAGCUCGUGCUCAUUUUGACAUGUAUAUAACCUCUCACGCCUCUGUGGAGACCUAUAGUGGAUAUUGGCAUCACGAUGAGCAUUACAGCUCAUUCUUUCUGGAAGUCAACCCGGGGAUAUAGGCACUGUAAUACGUGAUUUGACGAGUUGAAAGUGUCAAUGAGACCAGGGCCAUAUUCAU